Ectocarpus siliculosus is the source of this 5028-nucleotide messenger RNA. The record is from the annotation of a GenBank genome assembly. Lineage: Eukaryota; Phaeophyceae; Ectocarpales; Ectocarpaceae.
AUGCCGCCAACGGUAGUAGGGGGGGCGAGAGCGGCGGCGGAGGCGGCAGGCGGCAGCGACGGCGGCCUGUUCGUCGCCCUUCUGGACAACAUCAGCCUGUCUCAGAUCUUACCUUCCCAAGGAACAACUCAGGGAGGGACAGCGGGGACUCAGGAAGAGCACGUUAUCGGCGGAAGAGACGCUGCCGACCGCAGUGGCAGCGGCAGCAGUGAAAACAAGCCGGCCAGCCCGACCGGUGGGGGGGGGGGAGGGACGCCUAGCGCCGAGGAGGAGGUUGGAGCUCGGCAACGGCGGGCGGAUUCAUCGGUAGCGGCUUCUUCACGCAGCGGCGCCGACCCUUCUGAAGAGGGAGGGCUCUGGAGCAGGUCUAGGCUCGGACUUCUCGGGAGCCUGGCGUUUCAAGACUCGGAGGAGGACGACGCGGACCUAAAGCUCGGCGCCCACGACGCUGCUAGCAGGCUAACGCCUACCGUUCACUGCUCUCCCGACGGCGAGUCUCGCGACAAACAGCAGGAGCACCACCGGCAGCAGUCUCUGACACAGCAGCACCCGUGCUUGGCAGAAGCCGAAACCUCUGGAAGGAUUGGCCCCGCUCUGACGCCCGCGGCAAGAGCGGACGCGGACUCUUCCUCUGUUUCUCCCCUCCUCCUCGUCCUCCUACCUCCGGCCCGUCCCGUUGCUACCAACCCUGGUCCCGCUGCUUCGAUGGUGGCUACCUCCUCCGUGGACACAGCGGCGAAGGACACCGGCGAUCGCGUGGAAACGGCGCCGCCCGAGAGACACGCGGCCGAAGCCCUGCCGACGGCAGCUGCGUCGCCGCUGCUACGCGGAACAUCUCCGGCGCAACAGAGGCGGUCGGACGCGCGGUUGUCCUCAACCCUGGGCCCGGUGAACGCUCCGAGUGCUUCUGCGACUGCGGCAGCGGGGGCUGCUGUCGCAGGCGGGGGUGACGCGCAACCUGCGGCGGCAGCGGCGGCCGGGUCGGCGGCGAUUGAUGGCGAGGUUUCGAGCGAGGAAGGUCUAGCAGCAGGCGGUGGAGAUGCCUCCGCUGGGUUGGAAAGCUCCGGAGCAGCCGGAGUGGCGGCGGCGGGGCGUGAAGUGACGGGAGGUGGCGUGGAUGGGAAUGGGCGCGAGGACAGCCCCGCGGUUUCUACGGUGUCGUCUUACAACCUCGACUUAUCGUUGACGCCUGAGUGCCGAAGAGCGGCUGCCGCGGGGGCGACCAAGCGUCCUCCGGCCCAACCAUCGGUCCGAGACAGCACCGACUCCUGCUUGUCUAGCCUUUGCUUGGACCUGCCAUCCUCCGUCCCACUGAGCAGCAGCAACAGGGGGUCAGCGGCGCAUACCAUGUCCCCGCCGUCGGGGGGGCUCAUGGGUCAGACCGCCGCCGCCGCCGCCGCUGCCGCCGCCGCCCCCCGCCCCCGAGGGGACUCCGGCGCACAGAGUCGGAGCGGGGGCACUAGGGGUGGCAACAUCGGCAGCUGCAGCAGCCACGGCAGGAACAGCGUAGCCGAGAGCGAUAGCCCCUGGUCCCUCAGAGCGCUGUCGUCAGAGGAGCUAUCCCCUGUCAGCCCUUGCCAGGGGCGCCGUUGCUCGCCGGCCGCCGCCGCCAGUGUACCACCGGAUCCACCCUCAUCGACUCGCGACUCUGUCGAUACCAUCGACGAAGCAGACGGCAGGGCGAGAGGCGGCCGGGAGGGCACGCCGAGAGCGGGAGCUGCAAUCCCUCUCGUUGAUCGUGACGAUCACGCUUGCGGUAGCACUCCCGGAGGGAACAGGGCAGGGGACCGGCGUCGAGCGGGGCGGCUAUGCGUUUCAGCGGUCUCGGGAGAGACGUCGGGAGGCGGUCGUGAGGAAGGGGUUGCGUCCUGCCCACGUCCUCGCGAGGGAGGUGUUCCGUGCACGGCCGGGGGAAGCGCACAAGCGCUAGCAGCGCAGGGAGCAGAAGGAGAGGGAAAGCUGCCGGAGCCGGGGGCCGACGAGGAGGACGAGGAGGAGACGGAGGACUUGCCGCCGAACACCACUGCUUCCGCCGCCGCCGCUGCUGUCGUUGCUACGCCUUGCGCAGAUUGUUGUCCUGCCGGCACGGACGCCGUCAAGGCUUGGGGUGUGACUGGCGAUCUCGGGGACCUGGAUGCGCGAGAAGUCGACGGGAGGCGCAGCGAUGGGCUAGCCUCAUCUGGCUCCGCAGGCACGUGGCACGCGGAGGGCACCGUUGCGCUUUCCGGCUCCAGCUCGACAGGUAGCAGCGGCGGCGGCGGCGGUUGUGGUACACCGGUCGAUUCGAGGAGCGGGGAGGUGGCGGCAAUUCCGACGGGACCCAGUGUGAGAUCAGAAGCGGCGACGGCAAUCACCUACCCUGUUGUGCGUUCGGUCGGGGCGGGGUUGAAGACCGGUGCUGCCGCCGGGGCAACGCCGAGUCAGAAUCGUGGCAGGAGCAGGAGCAGCAGCGUCGAGAAGGUGUACUUCACGGACGGGGCUGCCGCCACGAAACGGACCAACUGGGCCGCGGGGGUGUGUGGUCGGGGGGAACUGUUGUCCUAUCCCGGGGAAGGAGGAGAGGCAUCCAAGAAGGCGGUAGAAGCGGGGAGUGUCGGCAACGACACCACCCGGGGGGAGGAGGAAGUCUCGACCGCCGGCGAGGGGGAUCCUGCGCCCGACCCAGUGGGGAGAGGAUCAGAAGGGCUCGCAGGGGAAGGUGUGCUUGGUAAAGCGGCGGCGGCGGCCGCGGAGGGAGAGAGCGGCCCGCCGCCUCCCCGCUCCCCGCGUCCGGCGGCGAAGGGGCCCAGACGGGCGACGACGUCUUCGACCAGCGCGCAGCAGGUGGUGUUCACGAGCGAGGAGGAAGAAAGUGGCGGGUCCUCGGCGGCCGGGAACAACGCCGGGGAUUCUUCUCUCGCCACCGAACCGAGCCACGUGAAGUUCUUGGCGACACCACCGCCUCCGGCUUCCGUGGCAGUCGAUCGGCGCGGCGAAGGCUCAUCCCUGGUGCCGAGCAAGGAGGCUGGUCCAGACGCGCGCUUGCGGGAACCGCCGCCGUCUGAGUUACGGACGGGAGAUGGGGCAGGCGAGGCGUCGAAGGACAAAGCCGGCAGAGGCGGCGGCGGGAACAAUGCUCCCGAUGGCAGACACCGGGACGGUGGUGGAGUUGCGGCAGCGACAUCCUUGCCGCCGCGGGUACCGGCGGCGGUGGCGGCGGCGGUGGCAGACAAAGUCGACAGUCUUCCCGGACACCACCUGUCCCGGCUCGGCCUCUCGACGGACGCGCCAAGCACCUCAGGAGCAAAUGUGACCGGAGCGGUCGUCCUUGCCACAGCGGGGGGCGCUAAGCCUGCGAGCGGAGACCGCGCGCCUCCUCCUCGUUCCGCUACGUGGGCCGGCAAGAGGAAGGCGCGACUACUACCGAAGGAGGCGACGGCGACUUCGGCCGCCACGGCCGCCCUUACCACCGAGGCUCCGGUACCCUCCCGACCAUCGGCGGACGGUUGGUUCUCCAGCCGCCGGGUGGGGGCGGGGCCCGGUAACGAUGAUGACAACUCGCCGCCGACUCCUUGCAGCAGCAGCGUCGGGGCGGGGGGGACGGCGACGGAGAGCCCGGACCUCCUCCUCCUCGCAGCGUCCCGGUCUGCCGGCAGAUUAAGAGGCCCCGCGAAAAAUAGCGGCGGUGCGGACCCCCUCCUAGGACCGUGCUCGCUAGGCGCGGGCGGGCGCCGGGCUAGCUGCGGAGGCGCCCGCCGCGGGGGGGGGUCUGGGAGGGGCGAGGGGGGUGCGGCUGUCAUGUCGCGGUCCACGAGUGCCCCAUCUCGUUGCGGCGGAGGCGUUUCAACGGCUUGUGGGGGCACCGCUGUUGAUGCUGGCGGGGUCCGCAGCAGCAACGGGGGGCCGUUGGAGGUGGCGAACAGCAGUGGCCGGCGGGAUGCAGUGAUGGGUGGGAAGGGGGCUGCAGGAGUGGCUGGUGACACGCUGAGACGAGGGCCUCGUUCGGGGAGGCGCGACUUGGCUGUGGAAGAUACGGCUCCCAAGAAGCGCCUCAAGGCUCGAAAGCUGGAGGCAGCGGCAGCGGCGGCGACAGCGGCGGUGGAGGGUCAGCCGGCCGCUGGAAAGUCGACCCCACCGGCGAUACCGGAAGACAGAGAGGAGGAGAGGGUUGGGGGGGAGGAGGACGGGCCGGGAGGAGCGGGCGAAAGGGGGCGUGGCGGCACUCUAGAAGAAGACGAGGAGAGGGGGGAGGUGGAGGGAGAGGGUCAGGGCGGCAAUUUUGAGGGCGACGGCAAGGAGGAGGAGGAGGAGGAGUUGGCGGAGGAAGAGGGGCAGGGCGGCCAAGUGGAGGGACACGAGAAGGGGGACGAGGAGAGAGAGGAGGAGAGGGACGCGGCAGAGGAGGAGCAGGAACGCGAGGAGAGAGAAGAGGAGGAGAAGGGGCAGGAACUCAUGGAGAGAGCAGUGGAGGAGGAGGAGGAGGAGGAGGACGUGGCAGAGGAGGAGCAGGAAUGGGAGGAGAGAGAGGAGGAGGAGGAGGAGGAGGAGGAAGAUGACGAAUCUGCCACUCUUACGGAUACAGACAUCGACACCCAGACGGAGACGGAAGAACCCGCAGCAGUCGCUCUCGCGCUCGCUGACGAAGACCGGCCUCGACGGCACGGGAGCCAGCCGCGCGGGGAGCAUCAACGCGGUGAUGUGGCGGAGGGGCCAGGGGGUGCAGCAGCAUCGGCAACGACGUCGUCGACGGCCACUGGAGUGCCGAGGGUAGGUCUUGGGUCGGGGGCUAGAGGUGCAUCGGCUGCGAGCUCGGUUUCGGAGGGCGGUAGCUCGAUGGUGGGCGUCGGCCCCUCUGCUUCAGCUCUUGCGAGCACCCGUUCUCGAGAAGCUCUUCCCCGGCCGCCUGUACAGGUGCGGAUCUCUUUGCGUGCGCUCCAACCGGAUGCUGUGCCUUACCAGCGACGGAUGAAGAGUACAAGCAUGAUUUCUUUGUGGGGGAAGCAAAACAACCCUUCUUUCUUCAAGAAGGAUAUAAAUAGCUGGAUGUAG